This is a messenger RNA of Erigeron canadensis, 1550 nucleotides long. RefSeq names its product chitinase CLP-like. The transcript has a single exon. NCBI's taxonomy places the organism in Eukaryota, Viridiplantae, Streptophyta, Magnoliopsida, Asterales, Asteraceae. The coding region runs from base 80 to 1351 and encodes 423 amino acids. The record is from RefSeq and is a predicted model, not a curated record. Gene Ontology annotation, molecular function: aspartic-type endopeptidase activity. Gene Ontology annotation, biological process: proteolysis.
AAUAAAAUUAAGCCAACACAUCAACAUACAAAUUAAACUUUGUCUUUUCUAUAAUUCUAUCUAACAGAAGAAAAACAACAUGCAUCUCCCCGUAAUAAAAGUACUUGUCUUUCUAGCGGUGUGUUUUUCUCAUGAUCAUGUCAUAAAAUCUCAAUCAACCGAUUUCAAUACCUCAGUGAUACCGAUAUUGAAGGAUGCCACAACAUCUCUUCCCAAGAUUUCUUGGUCAUUUCGGUUUCCACAAUGGGAUGGCAGUCUGUUUUACCUCAUUGACCUUGAUGCUCCUUUCACUUGGAAAAACUGCGUUAUUCGUCACAUUCCGGUUGUUUGUGGCUUAGAAGAAGGAUGCAGAUUUCCUUUACCAUGUGACAACAUUUUGUGCAAAGAAGCACAAUCUUAUCUAAAUCCUACAUGCCCUUCUACUAAGAAUAUCACAUCCAAAUAUAGUUGCCGAAUUUGUGCAGCCACUCCUUUCAAUCCCAUCUCAAAAACUUGCAAAAUAUCACAACUAACCACUGAUUUGGUCACAAUAUACACAACCAAUGGCCGAAAUCCUAGUGAGUUUCCAAGAUAUCCAUUUGGGACCGAGUUUGUGUUGUCAUGUGCACCCAACUCAUUGUUAAAGUCUUUUCCUCAAAAUGUUAGUGGAAUUGCAUCCUUUUCAUGGUCUUCGUUGGGUUUUCCGCGUCAAGUUUAUAAUCGCAACCAAGCUGCUAAAUUCGCACUUUGUCUGCCCGGCUCCUCAUCAUCCACAGGGGUUACAUUUUUAGGCGACGGGCCUUUCCAUUUUACAUCUUUGCCAAAUGUGGAUCUUAGAAGCAUUCUUUCUUAUACUCCUAUGAUUAGAAAGAAUUCUAAGUCCCUUGGAUAUUAUAUCAAAGUAAACCGAAUCUUAAUCAAAGGGACAUCAAUUAUCACAAAAAGUAUUUCAGUGAAGCUUAGUACGGUUGUGCCUUAUACCAUACUUAGAAGUGAUAUUUAUAAGUCUCUUACUUCUAGUUUUUCAAAGGCUGUUAAAAACAUUCCUAGUGUUACUGCUGUUAAACCUUUUAGUCUAUGUCUAAAAGCUUCCGCGGUUGGAUCUGUUCCGAGUAUUGAUUUUGAAACAGAAAGUGGCAAGAUAUGGACAAUAUCGAAAGACAACUUGAUGAAGAAUUCUGGGAAUGGCGCAUCAUGUCUUGCAUUUGUCGAUGGUGGUUCUAGUGUCAAAGAUGCAGUCGUUAUUGGGACGUUUCAGAUGGAAAAUAAUUUCUUGUUUUUCGAUUUGGUGAAUCAGAAGUUGGGGUUCAGCUCUUCACUCAUACCUCGAGGAACCUCCUGCAGUGGCUUCAACUUCACUGUAACACCUUAAAGGACAUAUAUGAUUCAUCAUGUUAUUCAUGAGCUAUACAUUUGCUAUUUGUAGCAUUAUGUAAGUCUCGUAUGGAUGACCAUCAAAAUAAAAAGAUAUUUCGUAGAUUGGGUAUUUUCUCUUAGAAGUUAAAAUGAUAGUGUGUUGUACGAACUUAUAACAACUUGGUUUCUGGAAUAAAAAACAUAUCAUUCGGAUA